ACGCGCUUCCCUUUGGAAUUUUGCACUUUUGCAGCCCAGAACCACCUCCAGAAAGCGACGCUGGGGGAACAAGGCGUCGUAUACAGCUUUUUUCUUUAUCAGAAUGGCUUUUGGAAUUCCAUCCAUUCGCGGAGGUUUUGAAAAUAUGUUGAGCUCCGCCGGUUAUUUGUGUCGGGCCGUGGCGCUCCUCACGCUGUUGGAUCAUCUCGUGGCGCCACUGGCGGUACCGAGCUUUUUCGUGACCGGCGCCAUGAUGACGCCUCCUGUAUUUGGCGCAGCUGAUCAGGAAAGACCAGCCACCCGCCCGAGGUCGUCGAGCGACGGCGCCGUCUUGGGACUGGUGGGUUCAACUACUUCAGAAGGCGAAACUGUUGUGACACGCUCGAGCACACUGGUCGGGGACGUGAAAUGGGCGGUGGAGAAGGCGCUGCAGUGGAAUGACGUCGAGCUGGCGUUGCAACCACACUAUGAUUUUGAUCCUGCGUCGUCCGAAAAAAACCCCGCAGAGACACCAAGACCCGAAAACGAUCCAGCCUGGAUGCAUCUGCUGCAGGACGACGGCGAGACACUGUUUGCAGCUUUCAGGGAUUUUGGUUUGCUCACAGAAGAACAGAAUCGAGACAGAAACAUGCAGGCCAUUUUCAAUUUGGAGACGCCUACGAUUGUUUGCCGGCACGACGCACUUGAUGAGGACGCUGCGUCAGUCCAUGACGAUUUGAAGGUGUGCGAGCGAAAAGUUUCAUUAUCUGCAUUGGUGCGGAAAAUGAAGCCGUCAUCUUCGUGCGAAGCCAACUUCUGCGCUCCAAGUGCAAAAGAUUUCGGCGCGAUUCGUCUGUGGGCACGGCAGGUUUUUUUGGUCAGUACGGCGAGUUGGACCUCGCCUAGGACUGCGGACAAGCUACUGUAUGGCGUGAUGAUGCGUGCGGAUGCCGGGCGUUCCUCUGCGAGCCAGCCGCACCGCCGUGGUGAACAUUCGGACAUACGAAACCACGCCCCGGAACCCCCGGCGUUGCGCCUUGCCGCACGCCUGCUCAAGGUCAUUUUGGUUUCGAAAAGCCUCAGAAGGCAGCUGGACGAAGCAAAGAGGGUGCGUUCGCUGGGCAGCUCGUGCGCUGGUCGCUCUGCGGUAGCAACGUCCAUGGUUACACCGCAAGAAGCUGUCACGUUUGCGGAUUGUCGCCCGCCGGUCAUCGAUGAGGAGGCUGCUGCUGCGCAAAAUCAAAAUGCAUGGAGAAAUAAACCUGCGCACAGCUAUGGAGAAAUAAACCUGCGCCAGAGCUCCGAUCAAGAAGCCAGCGGCAGUAGCUUUAGCAGACGAACAAGCUGCAUGACUUCUGACUACGAGGACCGAAUGGCAGAUCGAGGCGUGUCCGACCCUCUAGUCGUCGAACAGGGAUUGUACGAGCAGGCGUCGUGUUGUAGAGGCGAGGUGAGUUGCGCCUGGAAGGCCUCACCAGCUCAUCUUCGAGCAGUUGGUGUGUCACCUUCGCGACAAGACCCAGCCGCGGCUUUGCCUCUAUCAGCCCGAAGGCAUUUUCUGCAACAAGCUGAGCUGCACAGUCCGGACGGCAGCGAUUCGCCCCCCGCAAGUUUUUCCCGUUCCGCAGCGGAGUCCUCCGCAUCGAUCAAAAAUUGGUUCUUCCGCCAGAUCACAUGCGACAGUGGGAAAACGUGCGCCGGCAGUACUAACAGCCAACCCUGCAGUUGCAGCCCAACCACCGUCUCCCCCACGAGCAGCAAUCGGAAAGAGGCGGAACAACAACAAGGAGGUGCGGAGGUAACACCCGCCAGCACUGCAACCUCGUCCGGUAUCGGGCGUGAGGGCAGCGUGGCGACGGAGGUAGAUCCGUUCGAGCUAGUGGUCCAGAAGGACCCCCCGAAAGGCCUCGGCGCUUCCAUGUCAAGUGAUAGCGCUUCCGGUGCUGUUGCAAAUCUCGGGAAAGAGCAGCCGAACCCCCUCGCGCAGUUCACCGAAACAUUCCUCAGUCCGCUGCUGGUAGACGGCACGCUUCUGAUGCGCCUAAUGGAGGACCUGCAAGGGGGGAGUGGGCGCGACGCUGUUGGCUUCAGCUCAAACGAUGAAAGUCGAGGCCUAUUGCUAGUCCGGUUUUGCGAUCAGCUUUUUAGCUGGGUGCAGCGCGAAGUCACGAACGUGAAUGUGGUGCGCGCGGCCAUGCAGGAGGCACAGAAGUCCGGAUUGCUCAGGAGGGUGCGACACACAGUGUUCAAUACCGGGGGCGUAGUUGAGUUUGAGCAUGAUCAGGUGCAAGGAACAAGUCACAGACUUCUCAGAAGCGAGGCUGCAGAAGAAGAAUUGCCGGGGAUUCCCGACCUGGACCAAACAUACCGACAGCUGUACGCGGCGUAUUUCUCUCAGCGGAACGAUCAGGAACGCCGUGGUCAAAAAGCUUCUGGCGGUGCCCGCGAUGCGUGUCGGCACGGUCCCGCUGGUUCGAAAGCAACGAUGACUGGCGGUCAGGUAUGCAGUACGAAAUCUAGUACCACGAGGACUCUGCAGCAGGGGACGAGCGCACCGCCCGUUCCAAACCGAAUCUCUGGGGGCGACUGGAGCUGCUUGACAGCGGGGGAGCGGCGCCAGAUCUUGCGCGAAAACCCGCAAGCGCUUCAAAAUUUCUACUCCGCCGGAAUCACGGAGGACUGCGUUGAAUGCUGGAACGACUGCUGCUUUCCCUUCCUGAGCUUCAUUUUUGCGGCAUUUUGCCAAGGUGGGGCCUCCGGGGUCGUGUUCGAUCACAGGAAUGUAGCGGGAGGAUCGUCAAGAACGCUGUUGAACAGGAGCGCAGGAAGCAACGGCUCACAAAUCGGCACGAAGAUGAAAAAGGCAAGUACGGCACACCAGCCCCGUGCGUACAAGAAGAACGGAAAUACCAACCCAAUCUCCCUUGCGAAGCCGCAAAGAGGCCGAACAGGGGAAGAGGCCUCUGCUUCUGCAACUUCCUCCUCGACGACCGAAAAUGAGGAAAGCAGCACCGACGGAACGGCACAGAGUCUCAACGACAAGCAGGUACAGCAGCAAGAAAACUACCUACAGCAGCAGAGAACGGUUUCCGCGAAGACGUACGUGGUUGCAUAUCUGCUCGUCUUCCAGUUUUGUUUCCGCCUGCUGCUACACCAUGUCGACUACAGUCCGGAACAUCUGCGUACGACGAGGCUGUUGCUUCGUCGGCUACGUCGCAUCUACGUGAAGAAUACGGACCCGGAGAAUGCUAGUCCAGUGACGAAGGACCAGGCUAGAGCCACGAGUCCGUUGGCGGCAACGAGCGAAGCGAAAAGCGCCUCUGCGAGGAGUGGAAGAAGACCCUUCAGUUCUACUGACGAAGAUAGUUCAUCAGAUCCUGACGCGGAUGCGUCCGACGCACGGCGUCCGUGCGAGCCCGGCAAUUUUGAGUGUCUCAACCUCUCAUCGGAGUCGGUGACCAUGUUGAUGCCCCCAAAAACUUUUUUCUCCAAUUUGUCUGCCAACCGCGAGUUCGAAGAAAUUUUUGGCCUUCUGCAGUCCGCAUUGGGACAGUAGGUACCUACCUGAAACUACAUCCUUAGCAAGGACAAGGAAUUUUUGGUUGUCGAUAGCCCGAGCGGAACAUUCGCUGAGAAUAUGAAGAUGCCAUUCGGAAAAAAAAAAACACCCCGGAACUACAAGAAUACAGAACAGUCUGUGACACGCAAAU
Molecule: messenger RNA, 3689 nt
Organism: Amoebophrya sp. A120
Lineage: Eukaryota; Dinophyceae; Syndiniales; Amoebophryaceae
Source: the annotation of a GenBank genome assembly